AUGAAAAUUCCUGGAAAGAACAGCAGAGAAGAACUUAAGCUCCAGGACCGAUGUCAGGCUGACUUCUGUGACCAGCUUUCCUCCAGUGAAAACGUUACAUUACACCUUGAAAAAAAGACCGAAAAUGGUAGGAUCAAACUCUGGCUUCCUAAGGAAAAAGAAAAUGUUUUGAUAUUCCUCAUGCGGGAACUAUACAGACCAUUCCUUAUUCUUUUUUACCUGUUCAUAUGGUGCAAACUUCCUGGAGCUAGAUGGUUUCCUAAGACCUUGCCUUGUAGCGUCACCCAGAACAUUACAGAACGCAGCGUGAUGGUCAAUUGCACCGAUAAACAUCUCCUAGAAAUCCCCAAAGGAAUUCCUUAUAAUACAACCAACUUAACCCUUACCAUCAAUCACAUACCAAAAAUUUCCCCAAACUCCUUUGAUGGUCUGAAAAAUCUGGUGGAAAUUGAUUUCCGAUGCAAUUGUGUUCCUGUCCGACUAGGGCCAAAAGACAACAUAUGUACCCACAGGCCAAGUAUUGACUUUGGCAGCUUUAGAAAUCUUACUAAUUUGAAGUCACUGUACUUGGAUGCAAAUCAACUCUCUGAAAUACCUUUGGGCCUUCCUUCAGGCUUACAGCUGCUGAGUCUUGAAGCAAACAACAUCUUUUCCAUCACCAAAGAGAAUCUGACUGAUUUGGUCAACCUAGAAAUACUGUACCUGGGCCAAAAUUGUUAUUUCCGUAAUCCUUGCAAUGUUUCUUUUUUUAUAGAAAAAGAUGCCUUCCAGAGUCUGAGGAAUUUAACAAUAUUAUCUCUAAAGGAUGACAAUUUAACUACCGUUCCCAGAAUUUUACCAUCCAGUUUAACAGAGCUCUACCUUUAUAACAAUAUUAUCCAAAGAAUUGAAAAGGAUGAUUUUCAAAACCUCCAUCAAUUACAAAUUCUUGACUUAAGUGGAAAUUGCCCUCGUUGUUUCAAUGUUCCCUUUCCUUGUAUCCCUUGUCCAAAUAAUAGUGCAUUAGUGAUCGAUAAGGAUGCUUUUGAUUCCUUAACCGAAUUGAAAUUUUUGCGCCUCCAUAGUAAUUCACUCCAGCAUAUACCUAGGAGUUGGUUUAAAAACACUAACAAACUGGAAGAACUUGACCUUUCCCAAAACUUCCUGGCAAAAGAAAUCGGAGAUGCCAAGUUUCUGAAAUCUCUUGUGAGUCUUAUAAGACUGGAUUUGUCUUUCAAUUAUGAGCCACAGAUCUACCGUGCUUAUUUGAACUUGUCAAAAGCAUUUGCUUCCCUGAAAAAUCUGAAAAUCUUAAGGCUCAAAGGUUAUGUCUUCAAGGAACUAAAAAGUUUCAACCUCUACUACUUAAAGAAACUCCCACAGCUUGAAGUGUUAGAUCUUGGCACUAACUUUAUCAAAAUUGCUGACCUGGGUGCAUUCAAAGAAUUCCAAGCUUUGAAAAACAUUGAUCUUUCUGUUAAUAAAAUAUCUCCUUCUGGAGAGCCAAGUCAAAAUGGAUUUUGUUCAAUGACCAGGACUUCUAUGGAGUUCCGUGUUUCCCAAGUAUUUGAAUCCAUACAUUAUUUCAGAUAUGAUGACUUUGCCCGAAGUUGCAUGUUUAAAAGCAAAGUGAAGCCUUCCUUUUCACCAAUCCAAAAUAUCUGUGAGUCAUAUGGAAAAACCCUGGAUUUAAGCAGAAAUAAUAUAUUUUUUGUCAAGUCCAGUGAUUUUCAGGAUCUUUCUUUCGUGAAGUGCCUGAAUUUAUCAGGAAAUAGCAUUAGCCAGACUCUCAAUGGCAGUGAAUUCCAACCUCUAGUGAAAUUGAAAUACCUGGAUUUUUCUAACAAUAAACUUGAUUUGCUGUACCCAACAGCUUUUCAGGAGCUGCAGGAACUAGAAAUUCUAGAUAUUAGUGGUAAUAGUCACUACUUUCAGUCAGAAGGGAUCACUCACAUGCUUAAUUUCACCAAGAACCUUCCUGUUUUGAAGAAAUUGAUGAUGAAUGGGAAUGAUAUCUCCACCUCCACCAGUACAGAAAUGGCAAGUGAUUCUUUAAGGAUUCUGGAAUUCCGAGGAAACCACUUAGAUGUUUUAUGGAGAGAUGGUGAUAACCGAUAUUUGAAGUUUUUCAGGAAUCUGACCGAGCUGGAGGUGUUGGAUAUUUCUGAGAAUUCCCUUAGUUUUUUGCCUCCUGGAGUUUUUGAGGGCAUGCCUCCAAAUCUGAAGACCCUCUUCUUGUCCAAAAAUAAUCUUAAGUCUUUCAACUGGGGAAAGCUCAUUUGUCUUAAGAAUCUAGAAACGCUGGAUCUCAGUUACAACCACCUGACCAUCGUUCCUGAAGUAUUAUCCAAUUGUUCCAAAAGUCUCAAGAAACUGAUACUUAGUCAUAACUACAUCCAUCGCCUGACAAAGAAUUUUCUCCAGGAUGCUUUUCAGUUGAGAUAUCUAGACCUUAGUUCAAAUAAACUUAGCAUCAUUCAGAAGUCCAGCUUCCCCAAAAAUGUCCUUGACAAGCUGGAGAUGCUGCUUUUACAUGGCAAUCACUUUUUGUGUAACUGCGAUGCUGUAUGGUUGGUGUGGUGGAUUAACCAAACAGAGGUCACUAUUCCUAAUUUGGCCACUGAAGUGACCUGUGCAGGACCAGGAGCACACAAAGGCCAGAGUUUGAUUUCACUCAAUUUAUAUACCUGUGAGUUGGAUUUGGUUAAUUUCAUUCUGUAUUCAGUCUCAGUAUUCUUCAUUCUUUUUCUGAUGGUUGUCCCAGUAACUAGCCAUCUGUAUUUCUGGGAUGUGUGGUAUAGCUAUCACUUCUGUAAAGCCAAAUUAAAGGGGUAUCAACGCCUGGUUUCACCCCAUUUUUGCUAUGAUGCUUUUAUUAUUUAUGAUACCAAAGAUCCAAAGGUGGAGGAAUGGGUUUUCAAAGAGCUGGUGGAAAACAUCGAAAACCGAGGAGAUAAGCAAUUCAAUUUAUGCCUUGAAGAACGAGAUUGGUUGCCAGGAAAACCAGUUUUAGAAAACCUUGCCCAGAGUAUACAACUAAGCAAAAAAACAAUAUUUGUGAUGACAAAUGCCUAUGUCAAAUCAGGGAAUUUUAAGACAGCAUUUUACUUAUCACAUCAAAGGCUCAUGGAAGAAAAACUAGAUGUGAUUAUUCUGAUAUUUCUUGAAAAAACUCUUCAGAGAUCUAAGUACCUCCAACUCAGAAAAAGAUUGUGCAAGAGCUCUAUACUUGAGUGGCCCACCAACCCCCAGGCUCAUCCUUACUUCUGGCAGUGUCUGAAAAAUGCCAUAGCCACUGACAAUGAUACAGUCUACAGUAAAGUGUUUAAGGAGACUCCUUAGCUCUCCUCUUCACAAACCACUCUGUGGAAAGAGUGAUCCAUGUUUCAUAUGGGACGUGAGGAGAAUGUCCCAUUACCAGAUUCUUAUCAAAGUUGUACCCAGAUAGUGUUGAGCAAUCUCCUAAGAACAUAUGCACAUAAGAUCAUAUGAAUAUAUUAUCUCAGCCACGUGGGAGCCACCAAAGAAGACACUUGGGGUGUAAGUGAAUAAAUAGUAUUCUCUGUCGCUUUCAAAUCGUCCACCUCCAAUUUCUCUUGUUUCUUUUACUUCUUGAUCUUCUGUCACAAUUUUUGUCCUGAACUUUUGGCUAAUGAAGUUUUCCUUUGGCUCCAAAUCGUCUCAGUUCCUCAAGGCGUAUGAGGAACACUGACUUUGGUCAAAAGUUCUGAGUUUAAAAUCCCACUUCUAAUGGUUAUAUCUAUGUGACUUUGGCCAAAUCUCUCUUUUUUCAAAUCUCUUAACGUUCUUGGGCCUCAGUUUCCUCAUCUGUAAAUUGAAGGGGUUGGACUAGAUGGUUUCUCAGUCAUCUUCUACCUCUAACUCUGUGACCCCAUGAUCCAGGUACCUUAUGCAAGAUACUAUGAGAAGGAUGGAAGAGUCAGAAAUCCAGAGUUCUAUUCCUUCCACAACGAUGAUAAUUCUGCUUUGAAUCAAAUUACAUCAGUGACUUGCAAAAUCCAGAAGACUCUUACUCUCUACACAAUAAGCACUUGAGUCUACAGUUUAAAUUAUAGCCAGAAUUAAUAUUGCAAAGAGCUUUAUAAAUUAUAUCUGAUUUUUCCUUACAAUAAUCCUGUGAAGUGUUAUUAUUAUCUCCAUUGUAUCGAUGAGGCAAUUGUGGCAUAUAAAGGUUGUCAUAAAGCCAAUCAAUCAAUCAAUAAUCAUUUAUUAAAUGUCUACUAUUGGGGCAGCUAGGUGGCGCAGUGGAUAGAGCACUGGCCCUGGAGU
Molecule: messenger RNA, 4269 nt
Organism: Dromiciops gliroides (monito del monte)
Lineage: Eukaryota; Metazoa; Chordata; Mammalia; Microbiotheria; Microbiotheriidae
Gene: TLR7
Product: toll like receptor 7
Biological process (GO): positive regulation of interleukin-6 production; toll-like receptor signaling pathway; toll-like receptor 7 signaling pathway
Cellular component (GO): plasma membrane
Molecular function (GO): protein binding; pattern recognition receptor activity
Source: RefSeq, a predicted model, not a curated record